AUGAAUUUCGACAGAAAGAAAGAUCUUGCCGAGGAGCAGCCUGCGCUCAAGAAGCUGCUGAAGAGCGGGCGCAAGCCUGCAAAGAGCUCGCUGGCGUCAAUGCAGGAGGUGUGUGUGGACAGCCCGGUAUUCAACCAGAUGAAGGCAGAAAUAAGAAGACUUUAUGGUGAAAAAGUAAACAUGGUAAAUACAAACUAUAUUGUGAAGCCGCACGAAUUUAAAUGUUUGGCAAAGUCUUUGUCCAAGGCGAUUUGGAACAACGAAAAGCCGCUGGAAACAGUGGACGACAUUAUAUACGCGGUCGACCUGCUCUGCAGCAAGCAGGCCGGCACAGCACAGGGCCUGCCCGACGAGUCCGUGCGAAAGGAGGAGCUGGCCACCUCCAUCAGAUUUGUGGCCUCGGAGCUGCGGGCCCUGGUUCCAACAGAGGGGAGCGCAGCGGCAAGCCCGAGGGCGUCUUCUCUGUCGAGCGAUCUGGGCUUUCUGGCGGAGGCCAAGGAGCUCAUAAAAAAGGGGCUGGAGAAGUCCGGGCACCCCUCUAUUGAGUCUUUGUCUGCGGAGAGAGACCGGAGCAAGGCUGUUGUUUCCAGCAUAAUGCAGGCGUUCUCGAUUUCUCCCUCUGACGACCUUCUGGGCGCGCUGAAGAACAUGCGCGCGCAGGAGGAGCGGAGGCACCGAGACCACGUAAGCAUGAAGGAAAAAAGCAUAGAGUGCCAGAAAAGACACUUUGAGGAGCUCUUGCAGAAAGCCAACGAAAAAAUCAUGCGCUUGGAAGAGAGAAACCGGGAGGUGGAGAGGCAGCUGAGCGAGAAAAAGGACAAAGACGCAGAGGUCCUGGAGCGGGGCGAUGCUCUGGAGCAGAACAUUCUGCAGAUAAAGCAGGUGCUUGCGGAAGAAGAGGACCGGAUCCAGAAGGAGCGGCAGGAGUACCGAGAAGUGAAAAAGACGCUUAUAGAGUACAACAAAAAGAUGGCCAAAAUAGUGCAGGAGCUGGUGGAGAAGAUAAAAAAAGAGCAGCGCGAGCGGGACUACUUGAUUUCUCUGCAGGAGGACGCCCAGAAAGUCGAUGGGCAGUAG
Molecule: messenger RNA, 1077 nt
Organism: Nematocida major
Lineage: Eukaryota; Fungi; Microsporidia
Exons: 1
Coding region: 1-1077 (358 amino acids)
Source: RefSeq, a predicted model, not a curated record